Molecule: messenger RNA, 998 nt
Organism: Erinaceus europaeus (western European hedgehog)
Lineage: Eukaryota; Metazoa; Chordata; Mammalia; Eulipotyphla; Erinaceidae
Gene: ABHD17A
Product: abhydrolase domain containing 17A, depalmitoylase
Exons: 4
Coding region: 28-954 (308 amino acids)
Biological process (GO): protein depalmitoylation
Cellular component (GO): plasma membrane; endosome membrane
Molecular function (GO): palmitoyl-(protein) hydrolase activity
Source: RefSeq, a predicted model, not a curated record
GGCCCCGGCCCCGGCCCCGGCCCCGCCAUGAACGGGCUGUCGGUCAGCGAGCUGUGCUGCCUCUUCUGCUGCCCACCCUGCCCGGGCCGCAUCGCCGCCAAGCUGGCCUUCUUGCCGCCCGAGCCCACCUACGCGCUGCUGCCCGAGCCGGAGCCCGCACCGGGGGCCGGGGCCGCGCCGUCGGGGAGCCUGCGGGCCUCGGGGGCCGCCCCCGGCCGCUGGAAGCUGCAGCUGAGCGAGCGCGCUGAUUUCCAGUACGGCCAGCGCGAACUGGAUGCCAUGGAGGUCUUCCUGACCAAGAGCAGCCGCGGCAACCGUGUGGCCUGCAUGUAUGUGCGCUGCGCGCCCGGCGCCAGGUACACGCUGCUGUUCUCGCACGGCAACGCGGUGGACCUGGGCCAGAUGAGCAGUUUCUACGUGGGCCUGGGCUCCCGCCUCGGCUGCAACAUCUUCUCCUACGAUUACUCGGGCUACGGCGCCAGCUCGGGCCGGCCCUCUGAGAAGAACCUCUACGCUGACAUCGACGCCGCCUGGCAGGCGCUGCGCACUAGGUACGGGAUCAGCCCCGACAGCGUGGUGCUGUACGGCCAGAGCAUUGGGACUGUGCCCACGGUGGACCUGGCGGCCCGCUAUGAGUGCGCUGCGGUGGUGCUGCACUCGCCGCUCACGUCAGGCAUGCGGGUGGCCUUCCCAGACACCAAGAAGACCUAUUGCUUCGACGCCUUCCCCAACAUCGAGAAGGUGUCGCGCAUCUCGUCGCCGGUGCUGGUGAUCCACGGCACGGAGGACGAGGUCAUCGACUUCUCGCACGGCCUGGCGCUGUACGAGCGCUGCCCGAAGGCGGUGGAGCCGCUGUGGGUGGAGGGCGCCGGCCACAACGACGUGGAGCUGUACAGCCAGUACCUGGAGCGCCUGCGCCGUCUGCUCUCACACGACCUGCAGGCCCAGCGCUAGUGGCCGGUCCGACGAGAGAUUAAAGAGUUUCCGUUUCAGGGGCA